This is a messenger RNA of Odontomachus brunneus, 1604 nucleotides long. It is a transcript of the gene Arc42, whose product is annotated as short-chain specific acyl-CoA dehydrogenase, mitochondrial. Gene Ontology annotation, cellular component: mitochondrion. Gene Ontology annotation, molecular function: flavin adenine dinucleotide binding. Bases 121 to 1359 code for a protein of 412 amino acids. Gene Ontology annotation, biological process: butyrate catabolic process; fatty acid beta-oxidation using acyl-CoA dehydrogenase. The transcript is spliced from 5 exons. Lineage: Eukaryota; Metazoa; Arthropoda; Insecta; Hymenoptera; Formicidae. The record is from RefSeq and is a predicted model, not a curated record.
AGCACCAUGUAUAUAACAUCUACACUUCUGUCUACGUAGAUGGCGCCAAACUGUUGAUCGUGAAAAUGAUUCACUGACGUUUGUAUUAUUAUCACAAAUUGAACAUCAAUUGCCGAUAUAAUGGCAAUGCAAUACUUAAGAUUAUUUGUAAACGCUCACAAUAUAUGCUCUAAGAGCGUAUACAAUGUUAGCCGACACAUUGCUUCACUUUCAUUGUUACCGGAUACACAUCAAAUGCUUUACAAGACAUGCAGGGAUUUUGCUGAAGGAGAAUUAAAGCCUAUUGCAGCAGAAAUUGAUAAGAAACAUCUGUUUCCAAAGGAGCAAGUGAAGAAGAUGGGUGAACUCGGUCUCAUGAGUCUGUGUGUACCUGAAGCGUUAGGUGGUCCAGGUCUGGAUUAUUUAGCGUAUGCCAUUGCCAUGGAGGAAAUAUCCAGAGGAUGUGCAGCCACAGGAGUUAUAAUGAGCGUACACAAUUCACUCUACUUGGGCCCAAUAAAUUACUUUGGAAAUAAUAAGCAAAAGGAAAAAUAUAUAGUGCCUUAUCUGAAUGGUGAAAAGAUUGGUUGUUUCGCUCUCAGUGAGCCAGGCAAUGGAUCUGACGCAGGUGCUGCAUCUACUGUGGCAAAGAUAAAUGGUGAUAUUUUUACAAUUAAUGGCACCAAGUCAUGGAUUACAAAUGCGUUUGAAGCUAGAGCAAUAGUGCUCUUCGCAACAACCGACAAGGCCAAAAAGCACAAAGGUAUAAGCGCCUUUAUAGUGGACAGUCCAACAGCUGGCCUGUCUCUGGGCAAAAAGGAGGACAAAUUGGGCAUACGGGGCAGCAGCACGUGCUCCUUGAUCUUUGAGGAUUGCGAAGUGACAAGGGAUCACAUUUUGGGUGAACCAGGAAUGGGAUUUAAGAUCGCAAUGAUGACUUUAGACGCUGGCAGAAUAGGCAUCGCCGGGCAAGCUUUAGGCAUAGCUCAGGCGUCUCUGGAUUGUGCGAUGGAUUACGCGGCUAAGCGUCAAGCCUUCGGCGCGCCGAUCAUUAAAUUGCAGACGAUUCAGCAGAAAAUCGCCGACAUGGCUCUGAAGGUGGAAAGCUCGAGGCUCUUAACGUGGCGAGCGGCUCAACUGAAGGACGCCGGCAAACCGUUCACGAAGGAAGCCGCUAUGGCCAAACUGUCCGCGUCGGAAACUGCCACGUUCUGCGCGCAUCAGUGCAUACAGAUUCUGGGAGGGAUGGGAUACGUGUCAGACAUGCCAGCAGAACGUCAUUACAGAGACGCGCGCAUUACAGAGAUCUACGAGGGCACGUCAGAGAUACAGAAGCUAGUGAUCGCCGGGAAUCUCAUCAAAGAAUACAGCCUCAAUUGAGAGAUAGCACGACUCGUGUGAGAUAAUCAUUGGUAUCUGCGUGUUUUUUUUUUAUGUCCUAGUAAAAUAUAUUUUGCAUAUGCAUCGUUCAUCUAGUUAAUACUUGUAAAUAUAUAUAUAUUUUUUUUAUCGUGUGUAUAUAUAUAUACAAGGAUAUAUAUACUUGAAUAUAUCUUCAUAUUUUUGUAUUAUCUUUAUAUACUUUAUAUACUAGAGAGAAGUCAAAAUAAAUCUCAUGUAUGCUA